UUAUUUUUUAUUUCCCCCAAGCCGCCCUACGCCCUUCCGCCUCCUCUCAUUUCUUUUUCCUUUUUUUUCCCCAAGCCGCCCCUACGCCUCCCAGAUGGGCUCUGCAGGCGAAGGCGGAGAAGUCGACGGCGUCACACCCGGCGGAGAAGGAGGCGGCGGAGCAGCACAAGCAGGAGAGGAUCGACGAAGCCGAGGCCACCAAGCGGGAGGCGGUGACGGAGCGCCACCACGACGCUGCCGCCGCUGCCGCCGCCGCCGCCGCCCGCGGUGGCGGUCAUGUUAUCGGGUGCCAGGCGUGGCGGAGUCGCAGCCGAUCGCCAUCGCGACGGGGAUGGUGCGGCCGUCGGCGGCGCACAACCCCCGCGUCGGCAGCGAACACCCGGAGCCCCGUGGUACCGGCAAAGGAUACACUUGAACUGAACUAAGGCGUCGGUUCCGGCUGGGGAGAGAAUAUAUAGGAAGAGCCAAAGGGAGAAGAGAAGGCCUACGCCGACACCUAAGCCGAUGCCGACGUCAGGACUCACCAGAAUGCUGGUCUUCCUCGGCGGAGCGCUCUCCGGCACGUUGGUCGAAGUGGCCCUCGCUGCCCAACAUGCUACAGAAGAGCCCCGCGGCGGCGGCGGCAACAGCACCGGCAACAACCACUUGGGGAAUGAGACGCCGCAGGGACUACCGUUGCUGCUGCGGCCUCCUCCCUCCGUCUACAGAGACCAGCAACGGGAGAAAGACUACGCCGAUGCCGACGUUGGGGCUUAUCAGAGCGCUGGCCUUCCUCGGCGUAGCGCUUAUUUCCAAGUUGGUCGGAGGGGCCCUCCCCGCUCGACAAGCUAUACCAAGAUCGACACCUGUGGAAGAGGCCCGCAACAGCACCAGGGUUGCAAAAGAAGGCAGAGGAGGCGAGGAAGAGGGAGGAUCAAGAAGAAGAAGAUAAUAAUGUGUUCGAGAAGAUCAGUCUUCUGUGACGCUUAAGUUGUAUUACCUUCAAAAUGGAAGUGCAAGACUUGGAUUCUGGAUUAGAGGGAGGGAAUUCUUGCUUCCUGUGGGGAUUGUUUUAAAGGUGAUGUGUAACGAACACUUCUAUCAGAGACAUUUGUUUCCUACCUUGGUGGUACUCUUGAUUUUUUGCUAUUAAUUAUAUCGAAUUUUCUGUUUGGCUUUCUCUACUGUUGUUUUGUCAAAACCAAUACUUAAGUGAUUUCUUUGGAAAUCUAAAUGUGUUUCUUUUAAAUGUGCAGUAUUUUGAAUCAUGCUUCAUUCUUUAAAUUACAUAAUUUGGCUCCACAUCUUUUAGAUUUUUAGACUACAUGUUUAUUUGCUCUGUAAAAUCAAUUAUCUUUGACUCUUUAGAUGGCGUAACUUGGCUUUAGAAGAAUUGAACUUUUCGAAAACAUGAUGUAUUAUAAAAGCAUUUUGUAGUGGUUCUGCUCAUGAUGUUAUUUGGUUAAUAUGAAGGUUGCAAGUAGCUUGGGUUCAUCUGACUCUAAAGAGCAUUUGUUGGCUUGAGUAGUAUCAUUGUUAAAUAGUUCUUUUGCACCUUAUCAAAAGUUGCUCUAACAAUGCAAUUUUUCGUUGCUAAGUUAUCAUCUCAUUUUAUUUCACUUUAUAUCUUUUCGAUUGUUGUGAUGAUGUUUUUUUUUUUCUUUUAUAAUUAAUUUUCAAAGUUGCUGCUUCACUUGAUCUUUUGCUACUAUUGUUUCAUCUAUUGUAUAUAUGAGUUGGAAACAGAUAUUACAAUUUUACUAUUAAUUCUAAUUUAUUUUUUUCUUCUUAUGUAUACCAAAUACUUUUAAUUACCUUCAAUUUAUUUACAUACAAUUUUUGACGAAAUCAGGUUUUCUUUAGUCCACGUGGAGGUAUUUCCUUAAUUUGGGCAGGUAUACUUUUUGAUUAAAUUCCAUUUUCUUUUGUCGACAUAUCAGUAUUUUCUUAUAUUUGAGCUUUUGUACGAAAUACCUGUCAGUUUAACUAUUUUGCUUAAUUAUAGGUUUGUAUAGGAUUUGUGUCAGCACUAUGUGUCAGCUUAACUUAUCUAUCAGCUUAACUCAUAUUUUACAAAGUAAAUUAACUAGGAUGGCAAUUGCGAAAUAAUUGCAACCAGUGUGUUCUGUAUAUUAUUUUUUUCGAUUGUUGUGAUGGUGUUUUUUUGCUAUUCCUGUUUAAAAUUAUUUACUAUAAGUUCUGCAAUUUAUAUAUUCUAAUUAAUUUUGUAAGUUGCUGCUUCACUUGAUUUUUGUACUACUGCAAUCGUAUAUUUUUGGGACAGCCGGUUAGUAACAUUUCUUAACCAACUUUUCCUAUUAGUCUUAUUUCAUUCUUUUUUUAAUUCUUUAUUGACUAUUGUCUUUUCUUUCAUCUAACUCUUGCACUCUUUCCUCGACUUCUACAGCUCUUAAUUUUGUUGUAUCUAUGGUCAUUCCUGCUGCUGGUGCAUUAACUGCUUAUACUUUUAUUUGUUUGUUAUUUAAAAUUUUAUAGUUCUUUUAUGUAUUUACUAUUUCGUCUUUCUUUAGCUUUUUUUUAUAAGAUCUCAAAUAUUUCUUCAGUUUAACUACGCAUCAAAUUUUAUUCUUUUAUGUUUUAU
Messenger RNA from Ananas comosus (pineapple), 2581 nucleotides. RefSeq lists its product as uncharacterized. NCBI's taxonomy places the organism in Eukaryota, Viridiplantae, Streptophyta, Magnoliopsida, Poales, Bromeliaceae. Bases 505 to 969 code for a protein of 154 amino acids. The record is from RefSeq and is a predicted model, not a curated record. The transcript is spliced from 6 exons.